Molecule: messenger RNA, 3582 nt
Organism: Malassezia pachydermatis
Lineage: Eukaryota; Fungi; Basidiomycota; Malasseziomycetes; Malasseziales; Malasseziaceae
Exons: 2
Coding region: 1-3582 (1193 amino acids)
Biological process (GO): protein export from nucleus
Cellular component (GO): cytoplasm; nuclear pore
Molecular function (GO): nuclear export signal receptor activity
Source: RefSeq, a predicted model, not a curated record
AUGGCCACCGAGAUCCACGCGCUCGUGCAGGCGGACGCGCGGCGCGAGCAGCUGCAGCACCAUGUCGAAACGGCCUGUGCGCAGCUUGGUUCCGUGCAUGCCGAUGAGCGUGAGAAGGCGUCUUCAACGCUGCUCUCUUUGGGAAGCUCGCCGACUGUGGUGGACGAUACGUGUUUCCUGUUAGCUUCGUCACGCGACGAUACAGCGCACUUUCACGUCCUUGGUGCACUACUUCAGGCACUUCCGCGGAUUGAUGUGGACGACGCUAGUCGUGCCGCGCCUUCGCUGAUUUCUGUACGAGACUGGCUCAUCCAGUCGGCCAUGGCGCGCACUGAAGCAGCGUACGCGGGAGGACGUGCCUGGCCGGCGUAUGUACGUACGCGGCACUACCGUGUGGUUGUCCUCUUAACACUCCGUAUCGCUGGGCAGCAUAGGCGGGGGGAUCCUUCGCCACUCUUGCAGCUGGGUACACACCUUGUGCAGAUGUGUCAAAGCAGUGACGUACCGCAGUGGGUCGGUGUAGCGCUAGCUGCGCUCCUGCUAGAGGAAUUGCAGGCGCGCACAGCGUUGUCAGAAGAUGGUGUGCCUACUAUGCAACUCGGGCUACGUGUGGACGAAGUACUAUGGUGCCAUGCCUUGGUGGAGACACAGAUCUUGCCGACGCUACUUCCUGCCUUGCUCCAUGUAUUGCAUACAGCCACGGAGCGUGUACAGCAUGCUUCGAAUGAGCAGGCCUCCUUUGCCUUAGAUCUAUGUCACGCGGUAUCGCAGGCCGUCAAAGAAGCAACACACUGGCGCAGUAUCCCCAUCGCAGCCGUACGUGACGACGCUACCGUCGCUGCAUGGACGCCUGAGCAAGUAUGGCAGAGUGUCGAGGGGCUAGCUCUUGGUAAUGUGGACGAUGUGCGAUCGCCUCUCUCUACCGUUUUGGCGCCGAUCCUCCACAGUCCCGACUUGCCGCCGCUGCUGGGCACCACCGGCCGCCUAGCCCAGACUAUCGCUGCGGAUGUGCCUUCGCAUGCUUGGGCUGCCCAUCAAAUUGCGCAGAAUGUCCAUGCGUCCAUGCAAGCCAUGGCGCUGUACGUCGAGCCUAACGGUAGCACCGAGUCUGCGUGGAAAGCGCAGCGCGUCGCGCUCUUUGCCCAGCUGGAUUUGGACCUCCAAGCGAUGGCGCCUCGCUUAUCGCAGGUCGACACUGACUCCCUUGCUGUGCUGCAACGCAUCACGCACAUAUAUACCCGACUUUUGCAGGGCAAGAGCGCUUUGGUCUUGCUGCAUGGUGCCAUGGAUCCCGCAGCGCUCCUGCAAACACUAGCGCGUGUCUCUGCGACGUGUUAUCACAUUGCCUUUGCACUCGUCCCAUCCAUGAACGAUGCCGAGGCUACGGCCGCAAGUGAUAUGGCUGUGGAAGAAGCAUUAGGACUGUGGCGCUCGCUUUUAGCCGAGCUGCCUAACACCGACAAAGCUGGCUUGUAUGGCUCUAUUUGUGAGCAAGUUGUUUUGCCGUACCAGACUGGGCGUCUGCAAGCUGCUGCCACGAGUGCGGAGACGGACGAUGAAGAAAUGGGCGAGGAGCAGGGCCGUGAUGUUGAUGUCUACGAUGAACAGCUCACGAUGUAUGCGGCAUUGGCCCGACCGCAGCUCGACCGUGUCCUGCCCGCUCUUGCCGCCUUGAAGCCCGCUAUGGAAGGUACGGCCAUUGCUCCGGCCGUAUGGGAGCAAUGGCACUGGCUCGCCCUGCUCCUUGGCCAUAUCCUAGCCGACCCGGCGUCGCGCGAGUGCGUAACAGCGCCAGAAGCCAUCCAGCACGCAUCGCACGAGACCAAGACCCACGUUUGGAUGUCCAUUCAUACGUACUGGACAUUACUGCAAUCCCUUGUCCCGCAGCAUCCUAUGACGGCGAUGCCAGCCAGUCCGCAAACGGUCGAGUCGCUUCUGUGGCUCGUGGCGCGAUGGGUGCCAACGUACCUGUUCAACGAGAUCAGUCCUUUGGUGGGGGACGAUGGCGAGCAUAUGCUAGACGCCAUGAUUGCAUGUAUGUACGACCUAAUUACCUCUUGGAAGUCGGAAGAGGGCGUGAUGAUGAGUAUGGCGCACGUAUGGGAGGCAUGGACGUACACACCAGGUGUCAUGACACGUCUUCUCGCCAAGCCUGCGGUCUUAGCACUGGUCCGUGAGACGCUUCAGACGCUCGAGACGCUUCCUGCGGCCUCGCAAGUGCCAUUGUUACGCGCAUUGGUGCGCUGUGUCGAUGCAGCGCGUGAUUCGGCCACGGCGUCCGCGUCAGAGACACGCGCCGCAUACUAUCCGCUGCUCCUCGAGGCUGCGCAGGCGCGUAUGGAGGCAGCCGCGCAUGCACCGGCCGUCACGAUGCAAACCGCAUUGGGAUUGUGGGAGGCUAUGGCCGCCGCCGCCGAUCCUCAGGUGAGUGGGCAAGUGCAUACGCAUAUGCUUGCACGUAUGUCGGCCAUAGUCGAUCUUGCGCAAGCGCAGGGAGGCCAGGCCGAUGUGCAAAUGGCUGCCUUGCAAGCGACGCAGGCUCUCCUCCAAGCAUGGCCGGAGCUCGCUGACGCGGCCUCGUGGCUGACCACCGUGUCGUCCAGCACAGCCGCCCUGUUGCAGGUUGUGCCCCCCACCUUGCUGUCGUUGCCACGUGGCCGCGGCGUCGAUGCGACGGUGGAAGAGCUUCUGAUCGCGUACCUGAGUGUGGUCACAGAGCUACUGCAAGCAGGGACGAACGUAUCGCCUGAUGUGCCUACGCACGAUGCACAGCACCCAACUACUUGCAGUGUGCAAGCCUUUGUCGCUAUAGCGCCGAUCCUUGAUGUGGAUAUGCUGCGUGUGCCUCGUGUACGUGACGCAGUAGCGCGUCUGUUGCACAUUUUGCUGUUGGUCGCCCAGCCUGUCUUGCUGGCCUCGACAGCGAAUGCGGCCAUGGCGGCAUGGGGUCCCACGCCGUACGAUGGCCAGACGGCCUCUGUGCUGACCUACCCAGGCGCCUCACUGUGCCCUCUCCAUAUGGUGUUGCGUGGCGCUGUGUAUGUCAUGGGCACGGCCGAUACAUUGACCGAGACGUCUGCAGGGAAUGUCGCGCAAGCACUAGGUUAUCUUGCUGAAGCGUUACCAGAGCUUCCAGCGAGCGCCCAGGCUGCGUUGGUCCAGCAUCUCAUCGAUAGCGUGGCAUGCGAUAUUCUCUGUGCCCUGCUCCUUCGUCCGCUGCACAAGCCGAUGCUUACGCCACUGUUGCUUGCGCUACGCAAAAUCACCUUGGCUCGGAUGGACGCUGCGCAGCUGGGUGGACAGGCGACCUUCCUGUCGUUUAUCGCGGAGCACUUGACACACAUGGAUCUGCCAUCGAGCGGUAGCGACGCUCAGCCACGCCUUCGUGCCGAGUACAGUGCCGCCGCAGAGCACAUUUUGCAAACGAUCCUAACAAGCCGCGCGCCCGCUUCGCCAGCGCACUCCGUGCCGGCCAUCGCUGCGCGUAUGCAAGUCAAGGCAGAGAUGACUGCUGCCGUGGGCCUCAAUCGCCUCCUACGGCCGUACAUCUGGCGGACUCGAAGCACAUUGAUCCUUUGCUAA